Molecule: messenger RNA, 315 nt
Organism: Emericellopsis cladophorae
Lineage: Eukaryota; Fungi; Ascomycota; Sordariomycetes; Hypocreales; Bionectriaceae
Product: putative leucin zipper protein
Exons: 3
Coding region: 1-315 (104 amino acids)
Source: RefSeq, a predicted model, not a curated record
AUGGGAAAGAGCAAAAGCAUUGUCUUCCACUUCACCACCGAGCGCAUGUAUCCCAGGCAGCUUGGCCUCUCCCUCGACGACAGCAAGCGCAUGUGGCUGAAGAUGUUCUUUGCCGAUACUGAAACGCUCGAGUGCAAUCUGGCUAUGAUGCAGGCCGCCAAUGAGACAUACCUCGGACGCGGCGAAACCUCUCCCAGAGCCCUGACAAGCCUGGCAAGCCUGACCGAGACGUUUGCGCGCGUCCAGCAGCGCAUCCUCGGCCCGGACGCGCUGGCCGACUCGACCUUGACCAUUUUCAUCUCCCUUGUCAACUAG